UUCGAACCUUUGCAAGUGUUGCAUGUACAUACCGCAAUUAUUUUACAAAUUUCAGUAAAAUUUAAAACAAAACAAAAUAAAAUAGAAAAUCUAUGAGAUGGGAAAGAUAAAUAAAUAUAAGCCACGGGAAGAGAAAAAGAAGGUUCCCGAACCCAACCCUCCACUACCACAAGCGAGCGCACAGUUGGGACAAGGCCCAUCCAUAAACUCUGGGGAUGUUGGACCUUCAAGCAGCCAGCAGCAGCAGCAUAGAUCUCAGGAAGAUCAAAGAUGGGGCGAUCAGCAGGGGGGUGGCCAGCAGCCACGUGGACAGGUCCAGGAAAAGAGGAGAGCACCUCAGCAGCAAAAGCAAAGUCCAAAAGGACAACAUGGCAGUUUCUACCAAGAUGCCCCAAAAAGCGGGGGCGAACAGCACGGAGGACAAAAAGGAUGUCACCAACAACGUCCACAGGGCCUGCAAGGACAAGGUAAGGGUUUACCAGCUGACAGCAUCAAACGUGGAACAAUAGGCAAACCCGGCAAGGUGGCCGUUAACUAUCUGGAGAUCGACAUGAAGGAAAUGCCGGAAAAGGCCUUUCACUACGACGUGAAGAUUCAACCGGAGCGGCCCAAAAAGUUCUACAGACAGGCGUUUGAGCAGUUCCGCCUCAAUCAAUUGGGCGGAAAAAAUGUCUCCUUUGAUGGCAAAGCCUCCUGCUAUUCGGCGGAUAAGUUGCCAACUAAUUCCCAGAAUCCGGAAGUAACUGUGACAGAUAACCAUGGCCGCUGCCUGCGCUAUACUGUGGAGAUCAUGGAGACAGCUGAUCCGGUUAUCAACUUAAGUUCCCUAAACAGCUAUAUGUCAAAGAGCAUCUCGGACAAGCCCAUGCGGGAAAUGCAAUGCCUGGAGGUUGUGCUGGCGUCUCCGUGUCACAGCAAGGCCAUACGGGCUGGUCGCUCCUUCUACCCAAACUCUCGAGUGGAGGAUCGCAUGGAGCUGGGUGGUGGAUACGAAGCCUUGGUGGGCCACUUUCAGGCCAUUGUACUGGGUGAUCGACCAUACCUAAAUGUCGACAUAUCACACAAAUCCUUCCCUAUGGCCACGUCGGUGCUAAAGUGGUUUCAAAACAAUGUCCUGAAAGAGGGAAUCAUCGAGCAGAAGUCGCGCCCCUUCAUCGAGUCGUUUCUAAAGGGCCUCAAUGUGGUGUAUAAUCCUCCAAAAUCUUUUGCAACCUCGUCGCGUUGCUACAAAGUAAAUGGACUUUCGAAAUUUCCGGCCAACAGUGAGAAAUUCCUGCUGGAUGACAGGGAGAUCACCGUGGCAGACUAUUUCAAGGAUCGCAACUAUAAGCUGAAGUUUCCGCAGCUUCAUUGCCUGCACGUUGGCCCUCCCGCCAAGAAUAUCAUGCUGCCCAUCGAGCUCUGUGACAUCGAGGGAGGUCAGGUAUUGAAGCGCAAGGAUGGAGCCGCUCAGGUGGCCAAGAUGAUUCGAUUUGCCGCCACACCUACCGAGGAGCGAAAGGCAAAGAUUAUGAAACUGCUAGAGUUCUUCCAGCACAACCUGGACCCGACCAUCAGCCGUUUUGGCAUCCGCAUCGCCAACGAUUUUAUUGUUGUAAACACCCGAACCCUCACACCGCCCCAGGUGGAGUACCAUAACAGCAUGUAUUGCCUGGUUAAAAACGGAUCGUGGCGCAUGGACAAUAAGCAGUUUCUUGAGACCCAGCCAAAGGCGCACAAGUGGGCGAUUGUGUACUUUCAAGGUCCCAAGAUGACAUACCAUCAGGUGGCCGACUUUGAACAGAAAGUGCUUGUCCAAAGCCAGAAUGUGAACGUGAACUUGGAUAAAAAGGCUGAGAUACGCCCCUUUAAGGAUGAAACGAGUCUAGACAAGUGCUUCGUAAAUCUUCAAAACCAUUGCGAUCUGGCCUUUGUGAUCAUGCCGCCGUUUGGAGUUACUUACGGUGCGAUUAAGCAAAAAGCCGAACUGCAGCACGGCAUUUUGACGCAGUGCAUCAAACAGGAUACUGUGAUUUGCAAACUUAACAAUAGCCAAACAAUAUCCAACAUCCUGCUAAAGGUGAACUUUAAGCUAAACGGCAUUAAUCACAAGCUUAAAGACGUUUCUGGCGUGCCAAUGCUCGAUAAUGUUAUGUUCCUGGGCGCUGAUGUUACUCACCCGUCUCCAGAUCAACGUAAUAUACCCAGUAUAGUGGGCGUGGUUGCCUCUCAUGAUCCCUAUGGUAUUUCCUAUAAUAGCAGUCAUCGAAUGCAGCGCUCCACUUUGGAGGUAAUCGAGGAUAUGGAGUCAAUAACGGUGGAACAUUUGCGUGUAUACCGGGAGUAUCGCAACUCAUAUCCCGAUCACAUUAUCUACUAUAGGGAUGGAGUGGACGAUGGCCAGUUGGAGAAAAUCAAAUGCGAAGAGCUCGGAGGAAUAAAUAAGGCAUGUCAAAAGAUCGGCAUUGAACCGAAGAUUUGCUGCAUAAUAGUGGUGAAGCGUCACCAUACUCGCUUCUUUCCGAAGCCGAAGCCGACGCAGUCCAAUAAUUCCAGAAAAGACUAUAACAACGUGGAGCCCGGAACAGUGGUCGAUAGCUCCAUCGUCCAUCCGAAAGAAGUGCAGUUCUUUAUGGUGAGCCACCAGUCCACGAGCACGGCUAGGCCGACGCGUUACACCGUAAUUGAGAAUACCGGCAAACUGGAUAUUAAUUUGAUCCAGCAGUUGACCUACAACCUCUGCCAUAUGUUUCCACGCUGCAAUCGCUCGGUUUCGUAUCCGACCCCGGCUUAUUUGGCUCAUCAUGCGGCGAAACGGGCUCGUGCUUAUCUCCCUAGCACUCAUUCGUCCCGGGACCCAAAGGAGGUGUAUAACAAGUGGCAGACUGUUCCAAAAUUUAAGAAAAUAUACCCAAUGCACUUUAUUUAACUCAUUUUUGUAAUGUAAACUCAACUCAACUCAUAAAAAAAUAAAUAAUAAACAAAUAAGGCGAUCGAAACGCCCUAGACAAAAAUUGUGUGGUUAAGUUAUUAAUUCGUUAAGCCGCUAAACAUGU
Molecule: messenger RNA, 3035 nt
Organism: Drosophila kikkawai
Lineage: Eukaryota; Metazoa; Arthropoda; Insecta; Diptera; Drosophilidae
Product: protein argonaute-2-like
Biological process (GO): regulatory ncRNA-mediated post-transcriptional gene silencing
Molecular function (GO): RNA endonuclease activity; miRNA binding; protein binding
Source: RefSeq, a predicted model, not a curated record